UCAUCGGCCAGGCUGCCUGAAAUGUGUGUCAGUGGGGCAUGCCUUUGAUUCUGUCACAUGCAGGCUACACAUGAGCCAGCCGCGGAGGCAUGCCAGCGCCGAGCAGCUCCCCCGCGCUCCCUCCUGGCUAGCGAACAGGAGCGGCUAAUCCCCCCCGAGUUGAACCAGCAAAAAAGCGGCGGCGGCGGCGGCAGGAGCAGCAAGCCCUCACCCACGGAGAGAUCUGACACACGCACACCAAUCAAGGGAAGGAAGGAGGGAGUGUGUGCGGGGGGCGAGGGGGAAAUCUCCCGCUCUUCUUUGGCCCGAGCCUCUUUUUUUUUUUUGCUCGAAAGCACGUGGAAGUCGCCGUCGAUUGCAACAACCCGCUGCCUGCUGGAACCUCAAACCCGUUUUUGCACGGCUGUGGGGCGAGCGGGCGCGCACACCAGCAGGAGAGCAAGCCCAGAGAGAGCGAGAGAGAGAGCGAGAGAGCGAAGGGGGAAAGCCGCAGGGAGUUCCCUCCGUGCUCCAGAACGGUCCUUUGGCUUUCUUGAUUUUUGGCUUGUUUUAGAAGGGAGCGCAAGCUCCUCAUUUAUAUACGAGCGUACGAGCACACACACACCACACACGUACGCAUACAUACAUACAUACACACACACAGAGGCUAGCAAACGCGCCAGCCUCGGAUCGGGGGGUCCCUUUGCAACCUGAGCAGCGGGUGACGUUCACAACGGAAGCAAGGCGACUCCAGCAAAAAGAGUCAGCAUGGAUAACAAUUCGGGCGGUGUGAUCCUUUACGUGGGUUCAACAGCUGGCUCCAGCCCUACUCCGGGCAGCCCUCCCACUGGAUACUUGGUGCCUUCACCUCAACACUCACUGCCAUCCUCAUUGGAAGAACUGACCCUUACUGAGAUUGGGGCCAUCAAGCCACCACGGGCCAGCUCCCCUUCCUCGCCCAAGGUCGCCUUCCAGUUCCCUGAAGGUAUUCGCUAUCCCAGCAAGGGCCAGUCCCCCCCAGCACCGAGCAGAGUCUCUGCGGCCAAACAGAAUGGAGCCACUGGCACCUUCACAAAGACUGGCGGGAUGGUGCUGCUCUGCAAGGUUUGCGGUGACAUCGCCUCAGGCUUUCACUACGGCGUCCAUGCUUGUGAAGGAUGUAAGGGAUUCUUCCGCCGCAGCAUACAACAGAACAUUAACUACAAAAUGUGUGUGAAAAAUGAAAACUGCAUGAUCAUGCGAAUGAACCGUAACCGUUGUCAGCACUGCCGCUUCAAGAAGUGCCUGGCGGUGGGCAUGUCGAGAGAUGCUGUGCGCUUUGGGCGCAUUCCCAAGCGGGAGAAGCAGCGCCUGCUGGACGAGAUGCAGAGCUACAUGAACAGCCUGAACGAGGCCCCGAUGGACGUCGGCCUGAGCCCAGAGGCGGACGCCCCGCCCAGUCCUAAUGCCCAGGAAGAGGAGGCCAUCAGCGCCAUCUCCAGGGCUUACCAUGACAUCUUUGUGAAUGGGCAGGACCGGCUGGGCAAGCCUGAGGGCUCCCCAAGGAGGGGCGAGGCCUGCCCGGCGACCAACUACAACGAACAGCAGCUGAACGGCUCUUACAGCUACGGGCAACCGUACGAGUCCGCCAACCAUCGCGUCUCCAGCUACAGUCCCCAGGAGCCGCCACCCAGCUACGUGGAUAACGGCCCCCGGUGCUUUGGCAACGAGAUCUUCCAGGCCCAGCAGGCCAGCUACCUGCAAAAUGCUGGACGUUACCCGGCCUUUGAAUAUGGCUACCCUGAGGCAAAUCCCCAGAGGGGCUGCCCCUGGCGGGGGACAACCAGCAGAGGCAUUGCCUGUCCUCUGAAUGCCACCCCCUACUGUAGCAACGGCAAGACCAGCCAGCAGGUGUGGGAAGAGUUUUCACAGUGCUUCACUCCAGCCGUCAAGGAGGUGGUGGAGUUUGCCAAGAGCAUCCCAGGCUUCCAGUCGCUCUGCCAGCAGGACCAAGUGAUGCUUCUCAAAGCGGGCACUUUCCAGGUGUUGAUGGUGCGCUUCUCCUCCCUGUUCAGCCCCAAAGAGAAAGUGGUGACCUUCCUGAGUGGGGAAACGUACUCCCUCUGCAGCCUGCGAACCAUGGGCAUGGGCUCCCUGCUGGAUGCCAUGUUUGAAUUCAGCGAGAAACUCAGCUCCCUGGCUUUAGAUGCACAGGAAAUGGCCCUCUUCAUGGCUGUCGUCCUUGUCUCGGCAGAUCGCUCUGGCAUCUCUGAUGUGGAUGCUGUUGAACUUCUCCAGGAGACUUUAAUCCGGGCCCUGAGAACUCUAGUAACUAAGAAGCACCCGGACGACUCCACUCUUUUCCCCAAGCUCCUCCUCCGUCUCCCAGACCUGAGAACCCUCAACAACCAACAUUCAGAGAAACUCCUUGCCUUCCGGAUCAACCCUUAGUUCCUCCUGGACCAACUUCUAAAACCAUGAGUGUUUCAUGGGGAAAAGAAAUGAGAAUCAAUCAUCCAGCAAAUUUAAGGCAUUGGGACUAAAUUUUGCUCUUGGAAGAAGAAGAAGAAAAAGAGGAACAGGAAGCCAGCGAUGAUGAAAGAAGAAGAGCAGAAGGGAUCCGGCAAGGCGGGGAGCCCGUAGCCCAUCGCAGCUGGGAUCUGCUAGAGCAGAUCCCUUCCUAGCAAGGAGGAGAUUAGAUACAGAAGGGAGGAUUUGUGUUUCCCAGACAGCACUCUCCGCUGCGCUGUGCGGAUUGAAGAUCAUUUAUUUGCUAGAUGAGAUCAAGCAAAUGAAUUGGACACAACAUUGUACUGUGUUGUUUCUACAUGCACAUAGAUAUAUGUAUAUAUAUCUCUCCAGUAUAUAUAUAUAUACAUACACAUGUGUGGGUGUGUGCCUGGGUGUGUGUGUGCAUGUGUGCGCGUAUGUGUGUAUCUUUCUGUCCUUAAUGAUGUUGUCUUGUUCAAUAUAUAAAGACAGUGGGCACAUUGUACAUAAUAAUAAUAACAAUAAUAAUGAUUGGUAGCUCUUAAGGACAGGAAAAUCCAAGCUGUUAUUGCAACCUUAGCUUCCUUCCUUAACUUGCAUGCUACCGUUAGCACUACGUCUUUGACUUUUCUUUUGUUUUUUUUAAGCCUCCGUUCCUUUGCUGCUGUCUCCUGACAGAGCACAUGGGGCUUAGGUGCUAUGCUAUCUUAAGAUGUUUGCUAUAGACUACAGAUGUUGCAGGUUAGCUGUUACCUUUCUGCAUACGGUAGAACUGCCCAAGUCGGGCCAGUUUGCCACUUCACCCCUGCAACCGAGCAAGUGGGGCCACUAUGCUCUUUCGUCUUGUCUGCUGUGGGUGUGUCUGUAUCUAUAUAGUAUAGCUGGCUAGCUAGAUGUAUAUUUUGUAUAUGUUUCAAAUAAGCAAACACUCCAAGGGGCUUCCACCAGUUGGUAGGUAGAGUUGCAACUCAGCUCUUCCAGGAGGGACCAAGGCGUACAAGGGAGGCCGUGAGCAAAGGAAAACUGUGGUGAUCCUAGGCGGACAGGGCGAGGGGGGGAGGGAAUUUAUUAGAAGGAGCAAAUGGAAAGAGCAGGAAUUCAUUUGGACAUUUCAAGAGUUGGAGGGGGGGGGCGUCCACGUCACCUUGAAUUAUCCAGUGCCCUUCUAUGCCGAGUAAGGUUUAGAGAAACAAGCAAAGUUUGGAUUAGCCAUUGAGAAGAAAGGGCUAGGCAAAGCAAACACUCCUAAUACAGGUUCUGCUUGAUCUUACUGGUUCCUUACUGGGCAGUGGUGCUUUUUUUUUCUUUCUGAAGGAUGAAGCUGUGAUUAUGCUGUCCUCCAGUUCUGACACCCAGCCUUCCGGACUCUAGCUAUCACUCCCCUUCCAGGGCAGGGCAUCAACCCCCUGAGUCCUGGCAGUCUCCAAGCUGCCUUUGUUAUAUUUAACCCCACCUCUAUUCCACAUUCCCCAAUGUAAGGCUAGACUUUGGGCUCACUGCUGCUUCCCCAUAAAUAGUAGACGGCUGCCUUCCUCAGGUGGCAGAAAGCAACGUGGGGAGGGGUGCUGCCAAACUCUUUCCCCACUCGCUCUGCUUGCAGCUGUGUGUUCUGUGCACUUUAAGUAAUAAUUUUAAUAAGAAUAAUAUUUUUUAGAAAGCAACCAGAUUUUUGUGCCAUGAAAUGCCUAAGUCUGUGACCUGGGUAGAUUCUGCAGAAUUGAAACAAAUGUUGUGUUUGUUCCUUCUGCACAAUUUAUUCUGUUUCUGGUAGUCCUGGUUGGGGCGGGGGCGGGGGGUUAGAGAGGCACAAGAAAGCUAUGCAGGGACAAGGAAACUUGCACCUGCAGAUCUUUGGAACUUCUGCCUAGCCAGUUCCUGGGUUUCUGACAACGAGUCGCCACUCGAUGGUGGCAGACCCCCUGUGUAAAGUUUACAUGUGUAGUUUAGAAGCACAUGGGUCUGUAUGCUAGGGUGGGGGAACAGCUGACCCCUCCCCCAUUUUCUACUCUUACCCCCACCUUUCUUUUCCACCCACACCACAACCCAACCCACCCCGUCCUCUAACAAUUCCUUCUGUUACCGGCUGAGAAAACAGUGCCUGGAGGGAAAGAGCUAUGGAGGGGAAGAUAACAUGCUGUAGAGGAAGAGCAGUAGUUAAUUUUUCUCUUAGGAUGUCCUGUUUCAGUGGCCCUUCCCGUUAUACUUAGGUAGUGGCACAACACUGAAGAAGUGGACAAAGCUCUGCCACUUUCCUGUUAAGUUUGGGCCUCCAGUUUCACUAGGCAAAGCCCAACAUUUUCAAGAUUUUUCUCCCUGCCCGAAAAGGCUAGACACCUUCUUUUCCAUUCUUUUUUUUUUAAAAAAAGAGUCAGAACAAAUUAAAAGCUGGGAGUUGCAGGUUGCUGAAUUGUGUAUCUGAUCCCAAACGCUUUUGUUGAAGCAUAGGAUUGUGUGUGGCUUUGGCUCUCUCGAUCCAGAGAUCCCAGGAACUGGUUUUUCAAGCUUCCUGUAUCAGACUCUAUAGAGAUUGAAAAGAAGGAGCCAAGCCUUAGGGAAGGAGAGCCUGGAAGAGAUGCACCCAAAAAGGAGGGGGUGCUGGGCUCCCUCUUCUCCCCAGUAGGAUUCCCCAGUGUUCCCACUUGGCUGUGGUCAGCCCUGCCCUGUUCUCUGCAUUGGUACAUAUCAGGUUUUUCCAUCCCAUUAACAGGAGCUCUCAUAGCACGUUUCGAUCACUCUCCUGUGUGCAUGAUGUGGGGGAUAUUGUUAGUGUUCUUUGCAAGGUGGGAGGGACACUCUUGCUACUGUUGCUGCUGCUGUUCAACACUGCUUUUAAAUUAAAAAAAAAAACCAAGCAUUGCACUUUUCUUAGAAAUCUAGAGGAAGAAGAAAAAUAUGUAUGUUUAUUACAAAGAAAUUCCCUCCAUGAACUGGAGUAUAUUUGCUGCAAAGGGAAAAAUGGAGAGGAUUUUACUUGCUGCUGUUUUGCUGUUGCUGCUGGGAGUCCUGAAGACUCGCAAAAGAUGUUGACAAGGAAGAGACAGAGAGAAAGAGAGUUUAUUUUUUGGUCUAAUAUUGAAGUGCAAUAAAUACAUUAAAAGAUAAAUAAAAUAAAUACUUGCUUA
Pogona vitticeps (central bearded dragon) is the source of this 5570-nucleotide messenger RNA. Its product is annotated as nuclear receptor subfamily 1 group D member 1. The record is from RefSeq and is a predicted model, not a curated record. Gene Ontology annotation, molecular function: RNA polymerase II cis-regulatory region sequence-specific DNA binding; nuclear receptor activity; zinc ion binding. Lineage: Eukaryota; Metazoa; Chordata; Lepidosauria; Squamata; Agamidae. Gene Ontology annotation, biological process: hormone-mediated signaling pathway; positive regulation of transcription by RNA polymerase II; cell differentiation.